CACCAACUGAACUGAUCUUGUUUACAUUGCCCAUUUGGCGCAUUGUUAUCAUCCAGAGAUAUUUUUUUCCUUUUCUUUUUUUAUUUUAAAUAAAAUCUCACCAUUUCAAUUCACCGCUUCUGGCCCCCAUUUUGAACAACACAAGCCACUAUCUUAGCUACAAGCAGCCUGAGCCAUGGAUGACAAGAAGGAAAAUGAAGAGCGUGUGUAUGGAGGGUGUGAAGGGCCAGACGCCAUGUAUGUCAAGUUGAUAUCAAGCGAUGGACAUGCGUUUAUUGUAAAGCGAGAGUACGCAAUCAUGUCCAACACGAUCAAAGCUAUGUUAAGUGGACCCGGACAGUUUGCUGAGAACGAAACAAAUGAAAUCCAUUUCCGUGAAAUACCGUCCCAUGUCUUGCAGAAAGUUUGCAUGUACUUUACUUACAAAGUGCGAUACACCAACAGCUCAACAGAAAUACCCGAGUUCCCAAUCGCUCCACAGAUCGCUCUUGAACUCUUGAUGGCUGCCAACUUCCUUGAUUGUUAAAUCAAAUACCUUGUUUGGGGUUGCUCAUUUUGUCUCAUAUUGGUAAUCUAACGCCUUCAACGCCUUCUCUCUCAUGCAAGUAAUAGAAAUUUGAUUUUCUUCACCCCUCUCUCAGAGCGUGAGUAACCAAUACAUUGACAAAAAAUGGAACUUCUCAGAACAUGAAAUUUUGAGUCUGAAAUUUCAAGAGCUUUACUUCAGAAUAUUUACAAUGUUGAAUCAACAUCUAAGUUUUGUAAAAAAAAACAUGAGGAAUGUUAAAAUACACCUAACUAUUCUAGAGGUGUUCGGAAAUUUGCAAAAAAAAAAAGAAAUGCCAUCACCCCAAAUUUCAAGACCAUUCUUUGAAAUCAAGAAAAUUUUAGUCUUUAAAUCUCUUGAAUUUGAUGUUUUAAAAUUUUCAAACAAAAAAAGCAUUAUGUUUAAAAACUCCCUGGAGAAAAAAGAAAACUAUGAUUCAUCAAGAGUGUCAUUAUGUUUCAUAUUUAUUGUAAUUUGUAUGGCUACAAUGAGUAUUUCGUCAUUUUUCAGCUAACUUCUCCAUCUUCAUAGCUGAUAAAUCUCUGAAAAUUUAGCUAACAAUUUUAAAAGGUGCACUCUUUUUUUUCCAAAAAAUUUUCGUUUAAUUUCAUAAAAGAAUGAAACAGAUAAUUACGUGUUUAACUAUUUCCUGUAUUCACUCAGUCUACCCACUCCUCAAAUAAUUUACCUUUUAUUAAGAACUUUUUAGUUUGUAUUGCUUUCCUCGUUAGUGCCAACUUUAGUGCAUUUUCUGAGGCAUCCUCGGAGAAUUUUGGAGGAAGUUUUGGAGAAUGUCACUGCUGUGGUAAUCUCUUUUAAAAGCGACUUUUAUUUAAUUUUAGGGUGGUUGGUGGAUUUUUAAAAUGGUUGACAACCUGUCCACCCCAGGAAAAAUAAGGUUUACAAAUGGCUUAACAAUAAACACAACCCUUUUUUUCACUUUUUGAUCAACUGUAGAAUAGGUAGCUCAAAUUCGUUUACAAAAUUUUGAGAAAAUUUACAUUUAACCGGCAUUAUUUAUUCUUGACAGCAGUUCCAUUUUAUUCAGUCUCCAAUUUUUUUUUUCUUUUUUUGUUACUUUAAUCCCAUUGUGCAUUGCCCUCCACUUUAAAACUUUUGUUUGUCAAGGUAUUAUGUCAUAUUGACCUGUAAAGAUUUUCUCAUCCAGUAUUUUCCAAUGUGGUUUGAGCUAUGUGCUUAGUUUCUGAUCAAACACCACCUAAUAAUUUUUAAUUUCAGCCCUUGGUUUUUGUUUGUCAUGGGUCUGUUUUUUUACAAUUUCAAUCACAAAUUACAAUGAAAUGCCUGAAUCUAGUCUUAAGUAACUGCUUAUCAGUGCAUUAUUUGGGUGUUCUUCAGGUCUAAAAUUAUUCAUUUCAAAUCCUAUUGUUAAUCUUGUGAAGACCAAUUUCUUUCUUUCUUUCUUUUUUUUUAGAUUUCUGGCGUUUAUUUUCAGUCCCCUCCAUUUACAACUUUUCAUUUAUUUUUAUUGAUUACUAUAAUUAUUAUUUUUUCUUUUCUUUUUUUCAUUUUCUUUUAAAUUUUUUGCAAAUCCAUCAUGUAGACCAAGUAUUAGUUUUAAUUAAUUUUGUUAUUGUUUUUUUUUUCUCUUUUUUCUUCUCAAGUUGCAAGUAUCAUGUUAUGUGCUUAAGCACUAAUUAGGUAUCUUAAAAAUUUUCAUAGUUAGUUGUUAGCGUUUGUGGACUGCAUUAUGUGAAGAAGAGCCGCAUAUAAGCAGAGAUCUUAUACUCAAGGUUCUUUUUUGCUUAUUGCAGUCGCACCAAAAUCUUGAGCCUGCCUAAUCGCCAUCCUUGCUUCAAUUUCUUAGAAUUAAUAAUUUAUUUCCUUGAUUUUUAUAGAAACUCGUUUCAUUUAAUCUAGACUGUGACUAGACUUAAUGAAGUAAGCUAGUCCUCAAAAUAUUCCCUUCAAAAGAACGCCUUUUUCUCUGUGAACCUCUCCUUGUUUCACGAUGGGAAAAUGUCAUGAACAAAUAAAAUUUGUAUAAGAGGCGUCUUGAGUUGAACAACGAACUCGAUACGUAGACAUCAUAACUGCGAGUAAAAUUGAGUAAUGAAACUCCCAGUGAAUCGAUUUUCCAUGAACUGGGUGUUUUCAAAUCCGUCAGCCUUCAAAGAGUUAUUCUGGUCAGCUUUACAUUUUAUUUUAUUUUUUUUGAAGCGAACAUUUGUAUGUACUCCAAAAAUGUAUUUAUUUUGAUUUAAAAGUGAUUAAUUUAGUAGUUUAUUCAUAUUGCAGGGCAAGCUUUGCCUAGGAGUAUCUCUUCAAAUAUUCAUCGGAAACAGAAUUGUAAAAAUCUCACAGUUAUUUCCAGUAAUGUUCACCUUCCGAUUGGAGGUAUGAAUCGUUGUCAAAUCUGUAGUCAAGAGCUAAAGAAACGUAUGAGGCAAUUUUUGUAAAAUCGAGUCACUUGCAUUCUUGACAGACUUAUUAAGGGAUCCGGCAACGUUUGAAGUUUCAUAUGUCGUUUUUCUCGAGCAUGGUCAAAAUGGAGCUGUUGCAUGGGCAGAAAUUAAGGUUGCUAGGCUGUGCAAUAAAAUUUGGAUAUUUUGCAUAAGCUUAAUGAGGGGAAAGUGCUGAUACUGGCAACAAUGGUGGAAGUGAAAUAACGGUUCUUUAGCGCUCAGCUACAGAAAUAGUAUCAUUACAUUGGAGCUCAAAAUUUUUGAGGUGAAGCUGUGUAAUUUUACAAAUUUUAGUUCUGUGUAUAGAUGCAUGAAAAUAUUUUACAUAGCAUUUUGAAUCUUGCACGCUUGCAGAAGAACAUGAAGAUUGUCCAGCCUUGUACAUGCUUCUCUCAGCCUUUAGAUAUAACUUUGUUUUGAAUGUACUUUUGAUUUAUCAAUUUUUCCACCUUUAAUUUUGUCCUACAUGUUCCACCCUGUAAAGUAAAUGGAAAUAUUUCACUGUAGUUGAAGGUCCUAAUUCAAAACUCUAAUUUUCUUUGCGUAAGUGUAAAUUUAACCAUUGGUAUUUUUGCACAUCAAUAACCAUUCUUUUAGCGUCUGUACUCAGUAUGUUAAUCUUUGCUCUGACAAGUUUGCGAUUUUUCCCUGGAGUUUCAAGAUCUUUUAAUCUUGAUCUAUUAAUACUUCUCAAUUUAGAAGAGAAGUUUUACGUGGUGAAAACGCCGAGCUAUUACAUUUCCCAGUAAUUAACCCUUUGUUUUUGUAACAUCAGAAAUGAAUUGUAGAAUUUCUAAAACAUUUUUAAACUGUGUGAUCGACUCCUUUUUUCGUCUUUUUUACUCUAAUAACCAGUAAAAUUUCUCUGAGUGUACUGGAGACUCUUGAUAUGUAAGCAGAAAACUUUUUUUGUUAAGUAAUUAAGGAUGCAAAUUUUCUGGUAAAUGUAUCGAAAGAAAAUUGUUUUUUGUUUUGUAUGACCUUUACCUUCACUAUGUAUAAAUAUUUGUAAAAAAUCAGAAAGUACCAUAUGGAUCUAAUGAGCUACUUAAACUUUAAUCCUAGCGGUAAAUUAAAACUCAUAAUCAGACCUAAUAAGCAUGUACGCAAUAUCUCGAUCAGGUUGUAUCGAUUCUUGUGAUAAUGAGACCCUUACUGAAUGCUAUGAAGAUUUAAAACUACACAGGGUGUUUCUGAAGAAAGUAUCCACAUUGAAUAUCUUUUAAGCAACUUCUAUUAUUGAAAAGCGUCACAGCGCCCUUUUGAGGACUCAAAAGUGCAAGUGUAUGGAAAAGAGGCCUCCCUUAAAAAUAUCAAGUGUUUCGAUGAUCUUCAAAUUCGUUGAAAAGAUAUUCAAGGUGGAUACUUUCUCUUGAAACAUCCUCAAGAUGUGACUGUCCAGAUAAAGAUCGACAUCUUCUAAUGAUCAAUUUUUUUAUUUGUUCUAAUUUUUUGUUUGUGUGUGCUUUGCGUUGCAUUUUCAACGCGGGAUAGGUCUUUCUUAUCCGUAGCACUUUAAUAGUGUUUAAUGUAUUUCAUUUUUAUACUGCUGCAAAUCCACCACGGUAAUAUUGUCGACUCAGCUGAUGGUGAAAAAUUAAAGCACUCUCUUCUCGAAAUCGUCCGUAACUCUGCUCCAGUCGAACUGUAUCAGGAGGAGUUCAUUUUUAAUUUUCACCUCAAUGUCUAAUUUGCCGAUCAUCCAAAUUACCGCGGACCUAUUAUGCUCUCAGAUCCAUGGAGCCCGUAGAAAUUUGACUUUAUGAAGCAUUCAUGAAUCAAGUCCUAUUCGAAUCAUUUGUUAUUUUUAAAUACUAUCCCUGAGAUUUACAGGUUUAUGUCAUCAAAUCUCGGAGUAGUUGUCAACAUUGAUCGUAGCCUGGACUUUUGACCUUUGUGAAACUUAUGAAAUAAAAAUCAUGUAAUUUUUCAAAC
Molecule: messenger RNA, 4908 nt
Organism: Bemisia tabaci
Lineage: Eukaryota; Metazoa; Arthropoda; Insecta; Hemiptera; Aleyrodidae
Gene: EloC
Product: transcription elongation factor elongin C
Biological process (GO): ubiquitin-dependent protein catabolic process
Source: RefSeq, a predicted model, not a curated record